AUGAGGUGGAUUAUAUCCGUGGCUCUUCUGCUCCUCAGCGCAGUCGAUGAUUCUGCGCUGACGUCGGCGCAACCUGCUCCGUCGCCUCCAAGAGAAGAAGGGGGCAGGUUUCGCUUCAAAAUACCUGACGAUCUACAAGAAACAAAAACACCAACGGAAAGGUUCAUGAGCAAUAGUGGAAAGCGUCUUGAGGUAGCUCUCGGUAAAUCAUUUUCGGAACUUGCAUUUUCGGAAGAGCAGGGAAGGCGUUUCCGCCCGCUAUACAAUUUUGAUAAUCCUGGCAAACUUCGUUUCGACGAUACUACGACGACAAGGAAGGAUGACAUUAUUAAUAUCAUACCCGUACCCCGUUCUGGCGACGCAAAAUCGCCAAAGGAAAAUAUCACUACCAAUAAUGAUGCGGCCGAUGCUGAUCAAACUCCGUCACUUCCGAAGGAGGAUGUUGAGAUCGUUGAACCCGUCGUCGAGGAUGUUGAGGAGACUAUCCCUGAAGCUGAGGAUGUUGAGGAGAUCGUUGAACCCGUCGUCGAGGAUGUUGAGGAGACUAUCCCUGAAGCUGAGGAGGUUGAGGAGAUCGUUGAACCCGUCGUCGAGGAUGUUGAGGAGACUAUCCCUGAAGCUGAGGAUGUUGAGGAGAUCGUUGAACCCGUCGUCGAGGAUGUUGAGGAGACUAUCCCUGAAGCUGAGGAUGUUGAGGAGAUCGUUGAACCCGUCGUCGAGGAUGUUGAGGAGACUAUCCCUGAAGCUGAGGAGGUUGAGGAGAUCGUUGAACCCGUCGUCGAGGAUGUUGAGGAGACUAUCCCUGAAGCUGAGGAUGUUGAGGAGAUCGUUGAACCCGUCGUCGAGGAUGUUGAGGAGACUAUCCCUGAAGCUGAGGGGGUUGAGGAGAUCGUUGAACCCGUCGUCGAGGAUGUUGAAGACACUACCCCUGAGCCGGAAGAGGUUGAGGAGAUCGUUGAGCCUGUCGUCGAGGAUGUUGAGCAGACUAUCCCUGAAGCUGAGGAUGUUGAGGAGAUCGUUGAACCCGUCGUCGAGGAUGUUGAGGAGACUAUCCCUGAAGCUGAGGAGAUUGAGGAGAUCGUUGAACCCGUCGUCGAGGAUGUUGAGGAGACUAUCCCUGAAGCUGAGGAGGUUGAGGAGAUCGUUGAGCCUGUCGUCGAGGAUGUUGAGGAGACCAUCCCUGAAGCUGAGGAUGUUGAGGAGAUCGUUGAGCCUGUCGUCGAGGAUGUUGAGGAGACUAUCCCUGAGCCGGAAGAGGUUGAGGAGAUCGUUGAGCCUGUCGUCGAGGAUGUAGAGGAGACUAUCCCUGAGCCGGAAGAGGUUGAGGAGAUCGUUGAACCCGUCGUCGAGGAUGUUGAGGAGACCAUCCCUGAAGCUGAGGAUGUUGAGGAGAUCGUUGAGCCUGUCGUCGAGGAUGUUGAGGAGAUCGUUGAACCCGUCGUCGAAGAUGUUGAGGAGACUAUCCCUGCGCCGGAAGAGGUUGAGGAGAUCGUUGAGCCUGUCGUCGAGGUUGUGGAGACCACGCCACAAACAAGCGUGACUGAUGUCGACAGCGAAAUUCCUCCGGCGACCAGAAAACCAUGUAAACGUUCUCAGAAGGCAAUGUUCAAUUUCGAAUUCACUCCCAUCGUAAAGUUUGGAUCUGAAGCGAGUCCAUCCGGGUCGGGUCGGGAGAAGCUGAAGAUUCGCGUUUGUAGAGCACCGCCUCGAUGCGCCACGCAACCACCAACGGAAGAGUCAUCCGAGCAUGAUGGUACCGCUGAUGUAGAGGGUAACAUGGAUCUAACACCGUCAGCACCUGAAGAGGAAGGUGAGAGCACUGAGUCCGGCGUCCAAGGCGAUGUGAAUGAGAAUGAAGUGUCAGCUGUCGGCGAGGAGACUGCCCAGGUCGACAGCGAAGCGAUUGGAGACGAUGUUGCGGAAGAUGCUGACGCCGCUGAGGAGACUGCCCAGGUCGACAGCGAAGCGAUUGGAGACGAUGUUGCGGAAGAUGCUGACGCCGCUGAGGAGACUGCCCGGGUCGACAGCGAAGAGAUUGGAGACGAUGUUGCGGAAGGUAGUGCUACCGGUGAGGAGACUGCCCAGGUCGACAGCGAAGAGAUUGGAGACGAUGUUGCGGAAGGUAGUGCUACCGGUGAGGUUGUCGACGUUGACGGCGAGGCGGCUGACGGAACGGCAGUGUCUGAUGCCGGCAAAGAGAAUGUGAAUAUCAAUAUUAGAGGCAGCGGUGAUGUUGAGGUCAAUGUCAAGAAAUCAGGAGGCCUUCGCCAAUUUUUUGCAAAUCUCUUCUGCUGGGGUUCCAGCAAAACGCAACCGAAGGACGAAAAAGUCGUUGAGCCUGUAAUCAAACCAGCGGAGAGUGAUGUAACUGAGGCAGAGAAGCACGAUGAGGAUGAGGAUGAAGCCGAAGGUGAAGAGAAGGAGUCCGAAGAAGAUGAAGAGAAGGAGUCCGAAGCAGAGGCUGAGGCAGAGACAGAGGCUGAGACAGAGGCUGAAGCAGAGGCAGAGGCUGAAGCAGAGGCUGAGGCUGAAGCUGAGGCAGAGGCUGAAGCUGAGGCUGUCGAAUGUGAAGAAAACAAGGUCGAGGACGACGCAAAUGAGUCCGUCGAGGACGAUGCACAAGAAGAAGUUAAGGGUGAAGAGUAA
Messenger RNA from Babesia ovata, 2646 nucleotides. Its product is annotated as Liver stage antigen 3. The transcript has 3 exons. The coding region runs from base 1 to 2646 and encodes 881 amino acids. The record is from RefSeq and is a predicted model, not a curated record. NCBI's taxonomy places the organism in Eukaryota, Apicomplexa, Aconoidasida, Piroplasmida, Babesiidae. Gene Ontology annotation, cellular component: membrane. Gene Ontology annotation, biological process: signal transduction.